GGAAAAAGGACAGAAACCACGAACCACACUUAAAUGAAGUCAAAUGAACUCUUUCUUCGACUGAUUAAACCCUUCUUCGAAAAUACACAGAAGAAGUGAGUGACUUUGAUGAGCAGUGUGCACGAUCUCCAAUGGCGAACAAACUGCUGAUUUUGUUUCUAGGAACAAUACUGUUCCUGUGUGUGGAAUCAAAGUACAUAGCGUAUAACACCUCGCAGGGCGUGGUGCCUGGGAAGCUCAACGUUCAUCUCGUUGCUCAUACACACGACGAUGUUGGUUGGUUGAAGACCGUUGAUCAGUACUAUGUUGGUUCUAACAAUUCAAUUCAGGGGGCUUGUGUGCAAAAUGUGUUGGAUUCUGUUGUUCAAGCUCUUUUGGCUGAUAAGAAUCGAAAGUUUAUCUACGUUGAGCAAGCCUUUUUCCAGAGAUGGUGGAGAGAUCAGAGUGAGGCUGCUCAGGAUAGUGUAAAGAAACUCGUUAGUUCGGGUCAACUAGAGUUCAUAAAUGGAGGCAUGUGUAUGCAUGAUGAGGCAUCAACUCAUUACAUAGACAUGAUUGAUCAGACUACACUUGGACAUCGGUUUAUUAAAGAGGAGUUUGGUGUGACUCCUAGAAUUGGUUGGCAAAUUGAUCCCUUUGGACAUUCUGCUGUGCAGGCUUACUUAUUGGGAGCUGAAGUUGGCUUUGACUCACUUUUCUUUGGUCGGAUAGAUUACCAAGAUAGGGCUAAGCGCAAAAGGGAGAAGAGUCUUGAGGUCAUAUGGCAGGGUAGUAAGAGCUUUGGCUCAUCAGCCCGGAUCUUUGCAGGUGCUUUCCCUGAGAAUUAUGAGCCACCACCUGGUGGAUUUUACUUUGAAGUUAAUGAUGUUUCACCAGUAAUUCAAGAUAAUCUGGAUUUGUUUGACUACAAUGUUGAAGAUCGAGUGAAUGACUUUGUUACUGCUGCAUUGUCACAGGCAAACAUAACUCGAACAAAUCAUAUAAUGUGGACGAUGGGAACUGAUUUUAAGUAUCAAUAUGCACAUACAUGGUUCCGACAGCUUGACAAGUUUAUUCAUUAUGUCAACAAGGAUGGACGUGUCAAUGCUUUGUACUCUACACCAUCCAUAUAUACAGAUGCAAAAUAUGCUACAAAUGAGUCAUGGCCAAUCAAGACUGAUGAUUACUUCCCUUAUGCAGAUAAUGCAAAUGCUUACUGGACUGGAUACUUUACCAGUAGGCCAGCUAUCAAGCGCUAUGUCAGAUUAAUGAGUGGCUAUUAUUUGGCUGCAAGACAACUAGAAUUUUUUAGUGGGAGAAUGAAUUCAGGGCCAAAUACAGACUCAUUAGCUGAUGCUUUGGCAAUUGCUCAACACCAUGAUGCUGUCACUGGCACAGAACAGCAGCAUGUGGCAAAUGAUUAUUCGAAACGAUUGGCAAUAGGCUACAAGGAGGCAGAGCAAUUGGUUUCAUCAACACUGGCAUGCUUGGCUGAGUCAACAUUGCCCGCUGGAUGUCAGAACCCAGUUACAAUGUUUCAACAAUGUCCACUUUUGAAUAUAAGUUAUUGUCCUGCAUCAGAAGUUGAUCUGAGUCAUGGAAAGAAUUUGGUUAUUAUUGUUUACAACUCUCUUGCUUGGAGAAGGAACGAAGUGAUUCGAAUUCCUGUUAUUGAUGACAAUGUUGCGGUUCAUGACUCUAAUGGCACAGAAAUAGAAUCUCAACUUCUUCCUCAAGCUGAGGCCUUCGAAGGCUUAAGAAACUUCUAUGUCAAGGCAUAUUUGGGACACACUCCACUCAACACACCCAAAUAUUGGCUUGCGUUCACAGUUUCAGUACCUCCACUUGGUUUUAGCACAUACACUGUCUCAACUGCCAAAAGGACAGGUUCAACUAAAUCAUCAGUAAAUACAUAUCAAAGUAAUGAAAAGGCGAGGUUUGAAGUUGGUCAAGGGAACUUGAAACUUAGAUUCUCUACAGAUGAAGAAACACACAGCAAUUAUGUUAAUAUAAGAAGCAUGAUGGACAAACAAGUUGAACAGAAGUACCUUUACUACUCAGGAUAUAAUGGAAGUCAUCAAAAGGAUCCACAGAAUUCUGGGGCAUAUAUUUUUCGUCCAAAUGGCACAUAUUUCAUCAACCAUGAAAGACAGGUUCCUUUUACUGUUUUGCAUGGACCAUUGCUUGAUGAAGUGCAUCAACAAAUCAACCCAUGGAUAUAUCAGAUUACCAGGCUACACAAAGAAAAGGAGCAUGUUGAAGUAGAGUUUAUUGUUGGCCCUAUACCUAUUGAAGAUGGAACUGGUAAAGAAGUUGCCACUAAGAUUUCAACUGCUUUAAGCAGCAAGAAAACAUUUUACACAGAUUCUAAUGGUCGCGAUUUUAUCAAAAGGAUACGUGACUUCAGAACAGACUGGGAUCUGGAAGUGAACCAGCCCAUUGCAGGAAAUUAUUACCCUAUUAAUCUAGGGAUAUACAUAAAAGAUAAUAAGACAGAAUUCUCAGUUUUGGUGGAUAGAUCUGUUGGAGGAUCUAGCCUAGAAGAUGGACAAAUAGAACUGAUGGUCCACAGGCGAUUGCUACUUGAUGAUUCAAAAGGUGUUGCAGAGGCUCUAAAUGAAACAGACUGUGUCGCUGAUGAUUGCAGGGGCCUAACUGUCCAAGGUAAAUUUUACUACAGGAUAGAUCCCUUGGGUGAGGGUGCAAAGUGGCGCCGAACUUUUGGUCAGGAGAUAUAUUCUCCUCUUCUAUUAGCUUUCUCUGAAAAGGAUGAUAAAGAUGAUUGGAUGAAUUCCCAUGUGCCAACAUUUUCAGGAAUGGAUUCGUCAUAUACAUUGCCUGAUAACAUUGCAAUGAUAACAUUACAGGAACUUGAUGAUGGGGCAGUUCUGCUUCGGUUAGCACAUCUAUAUGAGAUUGGAGAAGAUAAGGAUCUCUCUGUAAAGACAAGUGUAGAGCUGAAAAGACUCUUCCCUGAAAAGAAGAUCAAAGAGGUGAAAGAGAUGAGCUUGUCAGCCAAUCAAGAAAGGACAGAAAUGGAGAAGAAAAGAUUUGCAUGGAAAGUAAAAGGGUCUUUAGGAGAUGAACAUGUUUUAUCAAGGGGAGGGCCAGUUGAUCAAAAAGAGCUAGCUGUGGAGCUUGCUCCCAUGGAGAUCCGCACUUUUAUCAUUUACUUUGAUGGCAAUGACAUGCCUAACCUUCUCUCAAAUGCAUAGUAGUAGAUUUUGGCAUUGAAAGAAACAAGCAUGUUUGUAUUAUAUUUAUGUUGUAUGGCAAGUCUUCUUUUUUUUUGUCAAAUGAAUUGGACCAUCUCUAAUUUUAGGCAUUAUAAAUUCACUCAUACAUAUAUAUAAGAGUUUUAUCCACUACAUAUAAUACAUACAAUACUAUUAUUUUC
Messenger RNA from Arachis stenosperma, 3376 nucleotides. Its product is annotated as probable alpha-mannosidase At5g13980. Gene Ontology annotation, molecular function: carbohydrate binding; alpha-mannosidase activity. Lineage: Eukaryota; Viridiplantae; Streptophyta; Magnoliopsida; Fabales; Fabaceae. The record is from RefSeq and is a predicted model, not a curated record. The coding region runs from base 132 to 3194 and encodes 1020 amino acids. Gene Ontology annotation, biological process: mannose metabolic process. The transcript has 29 exons.